AAAUUAAAUUAAAUUAAAGAAAAAGGUGCCACCUUUUCUAUCUUCAUAUGAAGAACUGAUCAACCAACCUCACCACUGAUUACUGAUCACCCUCCGAUUCAGUUGGCUGCUAUCCUACGUCCCCAUGGCUAUGAUGCGAGCCAAGGGCCGCUUAACCACGGCGGACCCGCCUCCUUCUCCAAUCCCAACCGGUAGAGGCUCCCGCUCUGCGGCCAACCAGAACUUCAUCCAAUUCCUCGACAGGUCCCUGCAGAUCCCGGAGCUCACCGCGUUGCCGCCUUCGGGCUCCGGCACACGUCACCAACUCCCGGCUGUCGUCGACUUCCGAUCGCUCUCCGCCGAGUCCUUCGCCCGGCUUCUCGCCUCGGCCAGGCAGUUCGGCGCGUUUCGGAUCAGCAAUCACGGGAUUUCGGCCGAGGAGUUGGGAUCCGUGGUUCGGGAAGCCGAGUCGGUUUCCCGAAACGACGGAGUAAUCGGAAAACGAUUCAUCGAACGCAUUGGGAAUCGCGAGGAAAUUAAAUGGCGCCCGCAGGUAUCGGAUGACAAAAUAUAUCGGGACUUAUGCAACAAUAUGGAGAAGGUUGCAAGAAAAGUUCAGGCAAUUGCUGAGCAGCUCAGCCAAGUUUUUAAUGGAAAUGCAGAAAAGCAAUUUGAGAAGAUUGGAAGUGAAAUGGGAAAUGUAAAGUUAUUAAGAUACAAUCACCAAGAUCAUUCCAUGGAGCAAAACCCUAGUAAUAAUUUUUUACAGAAUGAGAUAAAUAAUGGCAGUCACAUUCACAUGCGCGAGAGCGAUGAUGAUCAUGCUUUGUGCCUUCACCUUCCGCUUGAGCACUCUCAGUGUAAUGUCCGAUCAGAGGGAGGCUCUGCAUUGCUGUUUGAUGCAGGGCCAGAGACUCUAGUCGUCACUGUUGGAAAGCAACUAGAGGGAUUUAAAUGUGUUUCAGGGGAAAUGAUCUUUGUCCCAGACAGUAGAAGCCAAGCCUCUUUCUCCAUACAACUCAAAGUUCCAUUGGUUUCAAAUUCUAGAAAAAUUUGUAAGACAGUUUCCAUUGCUGAUCAAAUCAUCAUUGCAGUCAUUCUAUAUGUACUGUACACAUUUGUUGUAUUUACAUACACACACAUCAUCACUUCAUAGAAACACACUAUACUUUCCUUACUCUCUUUUUUGGGUGAGAUAAUUGAUUGGGGUUUGAGGAUUUCAAGGAUUUUUCUUUCUCCUUGUCAUCAAGAAACUUACACAAGGAUUGUGUAUAGUAUGGGAUCCGUGGCUUGAAGGGUUUUGGUUUGUUCAUUCCUUUGAAUCGUAUCGUACAUCUAGAUUUAAAGAUUUUGUGUUGUCAGUUUGUCGAUUUGUUGCAGGAUUGUUGCAUCUCAUUAUUGUAUGUAUUGUGUUGUGAAUUUGUAAACAUUUUAUGCAUUGUGGAGUUGUACAAUGUACAUGUUCAGCUUAUACAUGCAACUGGUUUUCAUUUCUUGGA
Molecule: messenger RNA, 1478 nt
Organism: Pyrus x bretschneideri (Chinese white pear)
Lineage: Eukaryota; Viridiplantae; Streptophyta; Magnoliopsida; Rosales; Rosaceae
Exons: 3
Coding region: 125-1135 (336 amino acids)
Source: RefSeq, a predicted model, not a curated record